GGAUGAGGAAGGCGGAGCACCGUGUUUGGUGGCGCGCUCUUGGAAAGGCCUAUGUCCAGCGGUGGACGUUUACAGGCUGAUGGAUGGAUGGAUGGAUGGAUAUAGCUACCUAUUAUAUGGUUUAAUUUAUCGCCAUUCUGUCGUAGAUUUCACAUUAAAAUAGAUCAUUCAUACCUUAAAAUUAAUUAUAGCAUAUAGCAAACCAAUGUAUUUGAUAUUAUAAAUUAACCAAUUUAAUUUUUUAGAUUUCAUCUAUUCAUUUAUCAUUCCAAAUUAUUCUUUUGUCGAUAUCAAUUAUUUUAAAUUCAGAGAUAGGCGCUACUGGUUGCACCACCGUUAAUUCUGUUGCAACCAUUAUAACAAAAUAAAUUCUUAGAAGCUAAAAGGUAUGUAGUUAAACAAACUGAUGAUUGACCUAAUUGUGUACAUACAAACUCAUUCGUCCAAGACUCUCGGACGAGAGCGUUGCGUACUCCGAAAAUAGCUGAAGCUUUCGUACAUUUUAACUAAAUGCCUGAAGAACGCAAUGUAAUGGAUUCAACAAACGCGGACGGGAAGGAAAGUGUAGUGAAUAGAAGAAAACAGAGUGUGUUCGAAAAGCCUCUGGAUUUGGAUGAUGUUUUAGUGAACGAGCUUGGGCAGCUUGGCUGGUUUCAGCUGCGAAUCAUUUUAUUGGUUACUAUACCGAUUAUAAUGGCUGCAUUUAUGAGUGAAUAUAUAUUUUCUGCUGCUGCAAUACCACACAGGUGCUGGAUACCAGAAUGUAAUGAAACUAGUAAGGAACACAAAUAUGACCCUGAGUGGAUACUAAACGCGGUGCCGCAAACGAGUUCUGGAUUCUCCAGCUGUCAAAGGUUUGCCUUUCGGACUCUUGGUGCUUAUGGUACCCUGGACAGCUGCCCAGCUGUGUUGUUCGAUCAGUCCAAAAUUGAAGAAUGUCAAGGUUAUGUUUACGAAAAUAACAAUUCAGUUGUUUUUGAUUUUGACCUCGGUUGCCGAGACUGGCUACGAGCUUUCGCCGGCACGCUGAACAGUAUCGGCAUCUUGCUAGCCAUGCCCAUCACGGGCUACAUCUCGGAUCGCUUUGGCCGCAGAUUCGCACUCGUGGUCAACGUGAUUAACCUCAGCCUGAUUGGCCUGAUUAAAGCCUUCUCCGUUAACUACACCAUGUAUAUGAUACUGCAGAUUGUGCAGACCACACUAGGCGCUGGCACUUUCAGCUCUGCUUAUAUUUUUGCCGCUGAACUUGUCGGUCCAAAAUAUCGCGUGCUAACAAGUGCCACGUUAUCAUCAAUAUUUGCAAUAGGGCAAGUAAUUCUUGGUGUAGUGGCGUGGCUGAUCCAACCUUGGAGGUACAUGCUCGUGGCCCUGCACAUACCAGGGUUCAUCAUAAUAGCAUAUUACGGAAUAUUGUCCGAGAGCAUCCGAUGGCUCAUUUCAAAAAGAAGAUUUGAGGAGGCGAAAAAGGUUUUGCAGACUGUAGCGAGAGUUAAUGGGACACAAAUAAGUGAGAAGUCUUUGCAAGCUCUCAUGAGUUCUUCUGAAUCCCCACCACCUAAAUUAAAUGACGGAAGCCCAAGUCUGAUCCGUUCAAUUCUACGCUCACCAAUAUUAUUGAGACGAGUUUGCACGACGCCGGUUUGGUGGAUCACCACAAUCUUUGUCUACUACGGUCUAUCCAUCGACUCUACCAGCCUCUCCGACACCAUAUACUUGAACUACAUCCUGACUUGCGCUAUAGAGAUUCCUGGCUUCUAUACAGCUGUGUUCCUUUUGGAUAGAUACGGAAGAAAAGCUACCAUAUCCUCUGGAUUCUUUUUUAGUGCCGCUUGCAAUAUUAUUUUUGUUUUCAUUCCUAGUAAUUUGUCCGUGUUUCGACUGAUUGUCUUCCUGUUGGGAAAGUUCGGCAUAUCGAUGGUGAUGACAUCGCUUUACCUGUACACCUCGGAACUGUAUCCUACAGAGUUCCGACACAGCCUCCUCGCUUUCUCAUCCAUGAUCGGACGAAUUGGGUCUAUCACUGCUCCACUUACUCCUGUACUUAUGGACUAUUGGCACGGCAUCCCGUCAAUGAUGUUCGGUGGUAUGGGCAUCCUCUCUGGUCUGCUGGUGCUCACGCAGCCUGAGACUCUGGGAACUAAAAUGCCGGACACCUUAGCAGAGGCUGAAGCUCUAGGCAAACCUGAAUCAAAGCUGCAGCAUCCCAAACUCAUUAGUAAAAGACUAGUGGUUGAAGGCACUAGUCAAAUUACGAACACGAUGGAGCCUCAAAAUGGUUUGAAUAAAAUGGAGAGUCCAACAUUGGAUCGAAAAGAGGAUCUGAAAAAUGGACGUGAGCCUGUAACUGAAAAACCAGUAUCUUUAGAUGAUGUACUUACAAAUGAACUGGGACAAUUCGGGCGGUUUCAAUUGAGGAACUUCCUUCUAGUGGCCGUGCCAAUUAUAAUGUCCGCUUUUAUGAGUGAAUUCAUUUUCUCCGCUGCAGCGAUUCCUCACAGAUGUCGGAUACCGGAGUGUGGUGAAAGUGGCAAAAGACACGAAUUUGAACCCAAAUGGAUCUCAAACGCGAUACCUGCAUCGGGGUCAGGAUUCUCCAGCACCCAGAGAUUCGCUCCCAGCAACAUUGGCGUGAACGGCUCUUUGGACAACUGUCCUGCUGAGCUUUUUAACCCAAAUGUCUUAAUUAGUUGCGAUGGAUUUGUUUACGCUAGAUUUGAUUCAGUAGUUUAUGAUUUUGAUUUGGGAGGUCAGGAAUGGUUGCGAGCUUUAUCAGGCACCUUGAACAGUGUCGGUACAUUGUUAGUGCUACCUAUAACGGGCUACAUCUCAGAUCGCUUCGGUCGCAGGAUCGCUCUCGUCAUUAGUGUGUUCAACUUGGCCACCAUUGGUCUUAUCAGAGCUUUCUCUGUUAACUACCCGAUGUAUUUGGCUCUACAAAUUAUUCAGACCACUUUGGGUGCAGGAACUUUCAGUUCUGCGUAUAUUUUUGCUGCUGAGUUGGUUGGCCCUAAAUAUCGUGUAGUAUCCAGUGCCACAUCAACAUCGAUGUUUGCGUUGGGACAAGUCAUCCUUGGCGGCGUAGCUUGGCUGAUUGAACCAUGGAGAUACAUGAUCAUGGCUCUCCACAUCCCCUGCUUCCUCAUCAUCUCGUACUACUGGAUCCUCAGCGAGAGUGUCAGGUGGCUACUGGCCAAACGGAAAUUCGAUGAAGCCAAAAUAGUUUUGGAGAAAGUAGCUAAAGUUAAUAGGAAACAGAUAAGUGAAAAAUCCAUGCAAGGGCUGUUAAAUCCUCCGCAAACAUCUGACCAAACUAAGGAGGGAAGCCCUAGUCUCAUCAAGGUUAUAAUCAGCUCUCCAGUCUUACUCAGACGAGUAUGUACCACUCCUAUCUGGUGGAUAACUGCCACCUUCGUCUACUACGGCCUGUCCAUCAACUCCACCAGCCUCUCCGACACAAUGCAUCUGAACUACAUCUUGACGUGUGCGAUCGAGAUCCCAGGGUUCUAUACGGCUGUGCUGAUUUUGGACAGGAUUGGAAGGAAGGCUACUUUGUGCAUAGCGUUCUUCUUUAGCGCGGGUUGUAAUAUUGCCUUCGUUUUCAUUCCAAACGAUCUGUACGUGUUACGGCUGGUAAUCUUCCUGUUGGGUAAAUUCGGUAUAUCGACGGUGAUGACGUCAGUGUACCUGUACACGUCAGAGCUGUACCCUACGGAGUACCGCCACACCUUGCUCGCCUUCUCGUCGAUGGUGGGACGCCUCGGCUCCAUCACCGCACCUCUCACUCCUGUACUUAUGCAAUACUGGCACGGCAUUCCAUCCAUGAUGUUCGGUGGCAUGGGCAUUCUCUCUGGUUUCCUGGUUCUGACGCAGCCUGAGACUCUGGGCACUAAGAUGCCCAAUACCCUGGCCGAGGCUGAAGCUUUAGGGAAACCAGAAUCUAAGAUUGAACGCCCAAGUUGAAUUUUAUGUCUCAAACUUUUGGAUUUAACUAGAUAUAAUUAUGUGAGUGUUGUGCGUUACGAUAAGAAUAGGAUUUAAAAUGUAAAUAAGUAGAGAAUACAAAAUCAAUCUGAACAAUAUUAAAAACUAACUAAUACCCAGAUGUGUUGAUAUUUAUAUAUAUUUCUGUUUUGAGUCAAUCAUCAUUAAAUUCUUAUCAUCUAAAUCUACAAGCUUUUUCAGAAGACGAUUCAACUUUGUUCUUUGUUGUAAUUUAUAUAUUUUAGGUAUUUAUAUUGUAUAAAUUUCGUAAUGCAGCUGUGUUUUAACAGUUAUUAGAAUGACCAUUGAUAGACCAAUAGCUAAUAUUUUUGUAAAUCAAGACCGUAGUUAUAUGUAGGUAUAAUAAAUUAACAUUAUAUUAGAUAGAUGCCAAAAAAAUACAGAUUAUUAUGAAAAAUAAUUGAAUAUUAAUCGAUUUGUAAUUAAUUUAGUCAUAGAAUUUCCGUGAUUGAUACAUAGGUAUUAGAUAUUCAAUCGAUUGAUCAAAAGUGAAGAUAAUCUGUAUUGAUCGUUUAAAACGUCACGGAUUAUCAACCGUUAUCAGAACUAAUACUAUAGUUGCCACACGUUUGUAUCUUUUAAUUUUAUCAAUACAUAUUUUGUUCAUGAUCAAUUUAUCAAUUAUUAUUGUUACUAUACAAUCAGAAAACGUACCAGGUGCACCUGGCAUUUAGAAUUGUGAAGCAUUAAUUAGUUAGUUACAAAGAAAUUUAAGUUUCUAAUUCCAUGAGCAUUCAUGAUUUAUUGUUAUAUUUAGAUUAUACUUAUGGUUAUAAAUGUUGAGGCAUGUAACGAAAAUUCCGAUAGUGGUUCGAUAGUUUUAUUCAAACUAAUAUUGAUAAUACUUGAGUAGGUAAAAGUUAAUUAAAUGUUUUAGAUAGACGCAAUGUUUAAAAUAAAUGUAAUUUAAUA
Messenger RNA from Maniola jurtina (meadow brown), 4914 nucleotides. RefSeq lists its product as uncharacterized. The record is from RefSeq and is a predicted model, not a curated record. The transcript is spliced from 14 exons. Gene Ontology annotation, cellular component: membrane. Bases 511 to 3960 code for a protein of 1149 amino acids. Lineage: Eukaryota; Metazoa; Arthropoda; Insecta; Lepidoptera; Nymphalidae. Gene Ontology annotation, biological process: transmembrane transport. Gene Ontology annotation, molecular function: transmembrane transporter activity.